UUUCCGUGAAAUUAAGCGCAACAAUUAAGAUAUGGAUGCAGUGACUUCUAAUUAUUAUUAUUAUGCUUUAGUUUUUCUUUUAACAUGCAUUAUAAUCCAUGUUUUAACUUCACUCAUCAAUGGAAGAUCAAACCAUAAACUUCCACCAGGUCCUUACCCUCGUCCCAUAGUUGGAAACCUCUUUCAAUUGGGUGAAAAUCCUCACCGUUCGUUGAGCAACCUUGCAAAGAUUCAUGGCCCAAUAAUGACCUUAAAGCUUGGCCAAGUAACAACCAUAAUAAUCUCUUCACCGGAAAUGGCCAAAGAGGUUCUCCAAACCCAUGAUCAUUCACUUUCUGAUCGUCCCAUUCCCCAAUCCUUAACCGUCCUGGAUCAUGCUUAUUAUGGCAUAGGGUUCUUACCCAAUUCAUCACCUCUCUGGAGAUACUUGAGAAGAAUAUGCAACAAUCAACUCUUCACAAACAAGGCUCUAGAUGCAAGCAAAUUCUUAAGGCAAAAGAAACUUAAAGAACUUGUCAAUGAUGUCUAUCAUAGUAGCCAAACCGGUGAAGCAAUAGAUAUUGGUAAAGCGGCUUUCAAAACCGGGAUUAACUUUUUAUCAAACACUAUUUUCUCCAUAGAUUUCGCUCAAUCUAUAAAUGAUGCCGGAGAUUACAAAGAUAUAGUGGUGAGUAUCUUGAAAGCUACCGGGUCACCAAAUUUGGCUGAUUUUUUUCCGUUGUUGAGGUUUCUUGACCCACAAGGCAUCAAAAGGAGCUAUGGAAUUUGCAUUAGAAAGUUGUUUGUUCUCUUUGACAAGUUGAUUGAGGAAAGGUUGAAGAUGCGAGAAGGGGUGAAUUAUGCAACCAACAAUGACAUGUUGGAUGCUUUGCUUGACAUCUCCCAAGAAGAGGAUAGCAAAGUCAUGGACAAACAACAGAUUAAACACUUACUCCAUGAUUUAUUUGUUGCCGGAACCGAUACAACUUCAUAUUCAUUAGAAUGGGCAAUGGCUGAGUUAAUUCAUAAUCCAGAUAUUAUGUCAAAGGCCAAAAAAGAAGUUGAAGAAGCUGUUGGAAUUGGAAACCCAGUAACAGAAUCAGACAUUGCAACACUCCCUUACUUGCAAGCAAUAAUAAAAGAAACCCUACGCUUGCACCCACCAGCACCACUCUUGCUUCCUAGAAAAGCUAAGGUUUCUGUGGAACUCAUCAAUGGCUACACCAUUCCAAAGGGUGCAAACAUCAUGAUCAAUGUGUUUGCCAUUGGUAGGCAUCAAGAAACUUGGGAAAAUCCAACUCUGUUUUCACCAGACAGGUUUAUGGGAACAAAUGUUGAUGUUAAGGGAAAGGAUUUUCAGCUGACACCAUUUGGAAGUGGUAGAAGAAUUUGUCCCGGGUUGCCAUUGGCUAUGAGGAUGUUGCAUUUGAUGUUGGGAACUUUGAUUAAUACUUUUGAUUGGAAGCUUGAAAAUGGUAUGAAACCUAAAGAAAUGAACAUGGAGGAUGUUAUUGGAGGAAAUGCUCUUAGAAAGAAAGAUCCAUUGAGAGUUAUUCCAGUCAAAAUUAUUAAUUAAAUAAAACAAAUUAGCCUGCCAGAAUACCUGUCUUGUUUAUUGUAAGAUAGUUAAUUACUCUGUAAUGUUUGUAAUCUUAAUAAGUGUUCAUGUGGCUGAGGCAUGUAGAGAGAAAACUACUAAGUACUAUUGUAUGUGAAAUA
This is a messenger RNA of Arachis stenosperma, 1698 nucleotides long. RefSeq names its product cytochrome P450 76T24-like. NCBI's taxonomy places the organism in Eukaryota, Viridiplantae, Streptophyta, Magnoliopsida, Fabales, Fabaceae. Bases 32 to 1555 code for a protein of 507 amino acids. The transcript has 2 exons. Gene Ontology annotation, molecular function: oxidoreductase activity, acting on paired donors, with incorporation or reduction of molecular oxygen; monooxygenase activity; iron ion binding. The record is from RefSeq and is a predicted model, not a curated record.